AUGGCUGCAUGGCUGUGCCGGACACUGAUGCAGAGGAAUGGACGCUUGUUGCUGUCGUGCCCUAAAUCCGCGGGCCGAUUCUGCUCCAGGGGAUUGGGAAGCCCGUCUCCUGCCUCAGGGGCCCUCUCUGCCUUCCAGGACAAGCCUCGGACUGUGGAGGACCUGCCUAAUGUCAGCUUAUUGGAGCUCAUAUACAGGAUGAUGUUUCAGGGCUUCUACAACCGUUUACAUGAGCUACAGAUCUAUAACAAGCAGCGAUAUGGGCCCAUAUACAGAGAGGCACAGAAGACUGUGUCAGUGAACACUCCGAAGCUGCUUGAGGAAGUGCUGAGGAACGAUGAGAAGUUCCCCACCCGAGGAGACCUGUCCGUGUGGAAGGAAUAUCGGGAUAUGAGAGGAUACGGCUAUGGGCCUUUCACAGAGGAGGGGGAGAGGUGGUACAACCUGAGGGUGAUGCUGAACAAACGCAUGCUGCAUCCAAAGGACUCCUCACAGUACGGUGAUGUUAUCAAUGACGUGGUUACAGACUUCAUCAAGAGGCUCUCCUACCUCCGUCAGUGCAGCCCCAAAGAAGACUUGGUGCCUGACAUGAACAAUGAGCUCUAUCGAUUCUCACUAGAGGCUAUCGCCUCCAUACUGUUUGAGACAAGGCUUGGGUGUCUGGAAAAGGAAAUCCCUGCAGGUACUCAAGACUUCAUCAACUCCAUAGCCCUGAUGUUCUCCAACAACAUGGUUGCGUUUAUGAUGCCCAAGUGGAGUCGCAGUCUGCUGCCCUACUGGAGGCGCUACAUCGAAGGCUGGGAGGGCAUCUUCAGCUUUGGUAAACAGUUGAUUGACAAGAAGAUGGAGGUCAUCCAGCAGCGUGUGGAGAACAACCAGGAAGUGGAGGGAGAAUACCUAACAUACCUGCUGUCAAACACUCAGAUGAGCACCAAAGACGUGUAUGGCAGCAUCACUGAGCUCCUUUUAGCUGGGAUGGACACGACCUCCAAUACCCUCACAUGGACCUUUUACCUGUUGUCCAGGUACCCUCACACCCAGGACAGACUUUAUGAGGAAGUGUCCUCAAUGGUGCCAGCAGACCAGAUCCCCUCCGCUGCUGAGGUCACUCGGAUGCCGUAUUUAAAGGCUGUUAUCUGGGAGGCACUGAGGAUGUACCCUGUGGUUCCUGUGAACGCAAGGAUCAUUGCAGAGAAGAGUGUUGCUAUUGGUGGAUAUACAUUUCCAAAGAAAACCGCUUUCACGCUUUGCCACUACGCCAUCAGUCAUGACGAAGAGACAUUCCCAGAGCCGUUUACAUUUAAACCGGACAGAUGGCUACGUGACGGACGUGUGAGGCCCAACCCCUUUGCUUCCAUCCCUUUUGGCUUCGGAGUGAGGGGCUGUGUGGGUCGGAGGAUUGCUGAGCUAGAGAUGUAUAUGGUUGUGGUUCGGGUAAUCAGGCACUUUGAAAUCAAGCCGGACCCGACAAUGGGAGAUCUGAAAUGCAUCAACCGCACUGUUCUGGUACCGGAUCAACCACUCAGCCUUUACUUUGUGGACAGAUGAUGUGAAAAACACGGCUUAAUUCCCUUUUGCAGAUGUGUAUGAAUGCAAAUGUUACAGAUGAAAGAAAAAUGUGUUUUUGCUUUCAGAAGAAGAGAGCUUGUUUGACUCCUUUGCUAUGACAAAUGUAAGUACAGUGGCUUGCAAAAGUGUUCACCCCCUUGGCGUUUUUCAUGUUUUGUUGCCUCACAACCUGGAAGUAAAAUGAAUUGCUUGAGGGUUUGCAUCAUUGCAUUUACAGAACAUGCCUACAAGUUUGAAGAUGUGUGUUUUAAAUUUAUUGUGAAGCAAACAACAAAAAGGACAAAAUAACAGUAAACCUCAGCGUGCAUAACUAUUCACCCCCCUGAUGUCAGUACUUUGUAGAACCUUUUGCGGCAAUUACAGCUGCAAGUGGCUUUUGAUAAGUCUCUAUGAGCUUGCCACAUCUUGCCACUGGGAUUUUUGCCCAUUCCUCAUGGCAAAACGUCUCCAGCUCCUUGAUGUUGGAUGGUUUCCGCUUGUGAAAAGCAGUCUUCAAGUCAAACCAGAGAUUUUCAAUAGGAUUGAGGUCUGGGCUUUGACUAGGCCAUUCAAACACAACACAUUAUUCUGGUUAAACCAUUUGAGUGUUGCUUUAGCGGUAUGCUUCGGGUCAUUGUCCUGCUGGAAGGUGAACCUCCGUCCCAGUUUCAAAUCACAGGCAGACUGAAACAGGUUUUGCUCUAGAAUAUCCCUGUAUUUAGCACCAUCCAUCUUUCCCUCGACUCGGACCAGUUUCCCAGUCCCUGCUGCUGAAAAACAUGGUGUUCUUUGGGCGAUGGGAUGUGUUGGGUUUCUGCCAGACAUAGCGUUUCUCUUGGUGGCCGAAAAGUUCAAUUUUAGUCUCAUCUGACCAGGGCACCUUCCGCCAUACAUUUAGGGAGUCGGCCACAUGACUUUUGGCAAACUCAAAAUGUGCCUUCUUAUUUUUAACACUAAGUAAUGGUUUUCUGGCCACUCUUCCAUAAAGCCCAGCUCUAUGGAGUGUACGGCUUAUUGUGAUCCUAUGCACAGAUACUCCAGUCUCUGCUGUUGAGCUCUGCAGCUCCUUCAGGGUGACUUUUGGUCUCUCUGUUGCCUCUGAUUAAUGCCCUCCUUGCCCGGUCUGUGAGUUUUGAUGGGCAGCCCUGUCUUGGCAAGUUUCUUGUGGUCCCAUGUUCUUUCCAGUUGAAGAUUAUGGAUUUGAUGGUGCUCCCGGGGAUCAUCAAGAAGUGGAUAUUUUUGGCCCCGGCCGUGGCGCGACUGGCUGGGGCACCUGCACCGUAUGCCGGCGACCCGGGUUCGAUUCCAGACCCGUGGUCCUUUCCGGAUCCCACCCCGACUCUCUCUCCCACUUUCCUGUCACUCUCCACUGUCCUGUCCGAUUAAAGGCAAAAAGCCCCUUAAAAAAAAAAGAAAAAGAAAAAAGAAGUGGAUAUUUUUUGUAACCCAACCCUGACUUGUAUGUCUCAAUAACUUUGUCCCUGACUUGUUUGGAGAGCUCCUUGGUCUUCAUGGUGUGAUGCCUCUUGCUUAGUGGUGUUGCAGCCUAUGGGGCCUUUCAGAAAGGGUGUGUUUAUACUGACAGAUCAUGUGACACUUAGAUUGCACACAGUCGGACUUCAUUUUGCUAAUUAUGUGGCUUCUGAAGGUAAUUGGUUGCACCAGAACUUUUUAGGGGCUUCAUAGCAAAGGGGGUGAAUACAUAUGCACAUCCCAAUGUUCAGUUUUUUAUUUAAAAAAAACAUUUUUUUAUAUAUAUUUUUCUCAGUUCACUUCACCAACUUAAACUAUUUUGUGCAGAUCCAUCACAUGCAAUUCAGAUUAAAAAAACGUUUAAAUUACUGGUUGUAAUGUAACAAAAUAGAUAAAAAGUCAAGGGGGUUGAAUACUUUUGCAAGGCACUGUAUAUCUAAAAAUCUGAUUUUGCAAUCUAAAUGCUCGAUUUCAUUUGCAGAACAAGUAAAAUAAAGUUACUUCCUAUUCAAUAAAUCCGAAACAACAA
Molecule: messenger RNA, 3550 nt
Organism: Eleginops maclovinus (Patagonian blennie)
Lineage: Eukaryota; Metazoa; Chordata; Actinopteri; Perciformes; Eleginopidae
Product: sterol 26-hydroxylase, mitochondrial
Exons: 9
Coding region: 1-1548 (515 amino acids)
Biological process (GO): cellular response to peptide hormone stimulus; C21-steroid hormone biosynthetic process; glucocorticoid biosynthetic process
Cellular component (GO): mitochondrial inner membrane
Molecular function (GO): monooxygenase activity; iron ion binding; oxidoreductase activity, acting on paired donors, with incorporation or reduction of molecular oxygen
Source: RefSeq, a predicted model, not a curated record